Messenger RNA from Tachysurus vachellii, 18863 nucleotides. It is a transcript of the gene plecb, whose product is annotated as plectin b. Gene Ontology annotation, molecular function: structural constituent of muscle; cadherin binding; structural constituent of cytoskeleton. NCBI's taxonomy places the organism in Eukaryota, Metazoa, Chordata, Actinopteri, Siluriformes, Bagridae. Gene Ontology annotation, cellular component: cytoplasm; perinuclear region of cytoplasm; cytoskeleton. The coding region runs from base 356 to 16996 and encodes 5546 amino acids. The transcript is spliced from 35 exons. Gene Ontology annotation, biological process: hemidesmosome assembly; wound healing; intermediate filament cytoskeleton organization. The record is from RefSeq and is a predicted model, not a curated record.
UCUCUCUGUCAUUGCUGGUCUGCCAGUCCAGUUCCUUUCACUUCCAAGCAAGGCAGUGCACAGGAGGGAAAGGAUUUUCCUUUGAGUUUGCUUUUGGAGGUUUUUAAUUCUUUAAGAAGACUGACCUGUUUUCUAAGUACUUGAUUGUUGAACAAGAGGGAGGACACCAACAUUCGGGAGGAUUUUUAUUUUCAAAGAUUUUUUUUCUUUCAAUUGAAAGCACGUGGCAGCCGGCUCUGCCACUGAACGCUUCUACAGAGAGAAGAGUGAGUCAUUGAAUAAUUUGUCCGUCCUGGUUUAGUGGUCUGCAUAUUUCUGUUUAUUCAAACUCUCUGAGCCAGAUUAAGGAAGCACGAUGGUUGCUGGAAUGCUGAUGCCUCUUGACAGCCUGAGGGCCAUUUAUGAAAGGCUGUUCCGUGAUGGUGUAAUGGUGGCCAAGAAAGACAAGCGCCCUCAGACAAAGCACCCCGAGAUACCAGGGGUGGGAAACCUACAGGUGAUUAGAGCAAUGGGCUCCUUGAAAUCCAGAGGGUUUGUAAGGGAGACCUUUGCAUGGCGGCAUUUCUAUUGGUAUCUUACUAACGAAGGUAUUGUGUACCUGCGUGACUACCUUCAUCUGCCACCUGAGAUUGUCCCCACUCCACUGCAGAGAGUGCGGCGGCCAGCUGCUACCUUGUCCAUUGUUCAGAAGGCUGCACGUGUGCAGACUGUUGAGGGUCCAACUUCAUAUGUUUCCAAACCAGGAAGGGUAGGUGCAGAGAGCCAGGAGGCUCUGUUGGAAAGGCAGGGGUAUCGUCACAAGAGGAUGCAAACUGAAGAGGAGCCAAUGUCCAGUGAGAAAACAUCAAGGUUUAGAGGACGUCCAAUUACUGUUGAUUACAGCAAAUCCAAGGCAUAUGGGGAAUCUAGGGACCAAUUCCAGUCCAAGUAUGUAGUUGAUCAAGGCAUAGGCCACAGUGUUAAAAAGAAGAUUAUCUCAAUUUCCCAUCAGCCACCUGCUAAAAUCAGUAGUGCGACAUCUUUGGUACAGACGAUGUCUGAGGGCUACAAGGGAACCAAUGAGGCAUCUCAGAUUAAAAAUACACCAAAGACCGUGGAUCUGCCAGCACAAAUUGCUGUUACUGCUGAAACUGUUGCAGUUUCAGCCUCUAUGUCCACUAGCAAAGCAGUUAAACCCAAAGAAGAGGUAUGUAUUAGAUCCACCACAGAUCUCAUCAAUACCAAGACAGCCAAAGACACCGCUAUACUGCCUAAAUCUAAAGAACAAGCAGAACAAACCCUGAAAGUGACCAAGACUAAGAAUAUUCAGGAGCAUUUAUUCGAGGAGAAAAUGCCAGAAAAUACAAAAACAUGCAUCUCCAUAACAUCAUCUACUCCUCAGCCAGUGGAACUGAAGCCAGUGACUAAAGCACAAGAAACUAUUAGCAAGCCAGCCAAAGAUGCCAAUGGACCCCCUUCUUAUAAAGGACAAAUGGAACAGUCUCAAAGAGUGUCUGAGGUCAAGAAUAUUCAGGAGUAUCCAGUCAAUGAGGAAAUGCCACAAAAUACAGAAACCUAUCAGGAACUUGUGACUAGCGAGUCACCCAAGGAUAUCUCUUUGUCUUCUCAUUCUAAUUCACUAGUGGAAAAAAAAAUUAAAGUAACCGAGACCCAGAAUGUAAAGGAGCAUCCAGUUGAGAAGAAAAUAUCCAAAAAUACAGAAGCAUCUGUCUCUAUAUCAUCCACAUCUACUGUUCCACAGCUAGUGGAAUUAAAGCCAAAAGUUAAAGGCUCACAGGAACCCAAACCUAGCAUCCCGACCAAGCAUGCCCCCGUGGUCGCUUCUAAACAACAAGUGAAAGUUGCACAGAUGAAGAAUGAACAGCAGCAUCCAAUCAAGGAUGAACUGCCCAAAAAUGCGGAAACGUGCAUCUCCACAACAACUUCAACUAAUGAGCCAGUAGAAUUAAAGGCUAAGUAUAAAGCUUCUCAGGAUGUCAUUAUUAGCGAGCCAGCCAAGGAGACCUCAGUGCCUCUUUCCUCUAACAAACAAGUGGAAAAAACAGCAAAAGUGACCAAGAUCAAGAAUAUUCAGAAGCAUCCAGCCAAGGAUGAAAUGACCAAAAAUACAGAAACAUAUAUCUCUACAUCAUCCACGUGUACUUUUCAGUCAGUGGAAUUGAUGACUAAAACCACUCAGGAACUCUUCACUAGUGAGCCACUCAAGGAUGCCUUGAUGCCUUCUCAAUCUAAAAAACAAGAGGGAAAAUCACUGAAAGUGAUCAAGAGUAAGAGUUCUCAGGAGCAUCUAGUUAAGGAUGAAAUUCCCCAAAAUAGUGAAGCAAAUAUAUCCAUGUCGGCUUCUAGUGUUCCGGAAACGAAGGCACAGACAAAAGAUGUUACUGAUCUGGAUACAAGUGAAAAUACCAAGGAAAUAAAGGAGAAAGUUGACACUGGCAUAUCUUUGGGUUCUGCAGCGUCACGUGUGUCCAAAACAAACAAAGACGCAACGGUUAAUUUUGUGGUUGACGUUGUUAAAGAAAAAGCUGAAGUAUGUCUUGUGCAGCAAACUUCUGAAGCAUCUUUGGAGGAACAGACUGGAAAGGCUGCGACGGAAUCAGCCGUUCCACAAGCAUCACCUCAGACUGUCGUACCUAGCAAUGUUCAGAAGAGUAAGAAGUCACAGAAGACAUCUAUUAUUAAAGAGACAAGCAGAGACACCCAAAUGGCAUCCAAAGAUAUCAAGCCAGUUCAAGUAAAUCCAAAAGGGGCAGAAAUUCCUUCUCAGGAAUCAUCUACCACUGUUACCAAGACAGAGAGUAAAGUGCUUAAGCAUGAUACCAAACCAGUUAUUGAAAUCUCAGAUGCAGCUACUGUUGAACAAGUGAAAGAGGUUAUUAUGCAUGAAGAAAUAAAAGUUGUGGAACAAACAAAACCAAAACUGAAGAAAAUGACCAAGCAUGAAAUAACAUCAGUCCAACAAAUGCCACCACCAAUAAAACAAUUAGAAGAAUCAGAGGCUAAAGAUUUGAAAAAGAAUGAAGCAGAGGUAGCUCCAACGACUUCAAGAAGAAAGAAGAAAAAGCAGACUGCUGCUGAUAAACAAGUUCCAUCAUCAGCUGCAGAAAUAAGUGCGCCUAAGGAAAUGGUGUCAACCCAGGUUGCAGUGAAAAUUCAUCCCAACCAGAGGUCUGAACUAUUUGCAAUGAGUGAAUCUUCUAAAAUCUGCACUGAAGAUAGUAGCCAGACAGCAGCUGUACACUGUGAGGCCCCUAUACACAAAGGGGAGGUGGAGCCAGCUCAGCCCUCUGCUGAAAAAAUAAAACGGGAGGUUCUGAAAGAAAAAACAUCCUCCUCACAGCAACUGAGGGAAGCACCCACAGCCAAAGCGUCAGCAACAACCCAGGCCGGCCCCUACCCUGAGCACGGGGAUCCUCCCAGUGUUGCUCAACAUUCAGCAGCUCCUGACACACAAAGCAGAAGAGAGAAGCAAAAAGUGCUCUCUGUGAGCAAGGCUGUCAAAAAUCCUGUCACCACUGGCCCUCUCUCUGCUGAGGAGCAACAAGUGUUAGCUGAAGACGAAGCUGCCAUGCGGAAAAAGAUAGUUGUAGUGGAGGAGGUGAUUGAGGUGCAGCAGCAGAUUGCUACCCCGGGUGCAGAAGGAAGCCAACCUGUCGUUCCACCGGCACCUGAGGUUCCAGGAGACGACCUGGACUAUGAUGUUUUAGAGGAGUUGGCCAAAGAGCGUACUGUCUUUCAAAGUCCUGUCAAAGAGCUUGUCUGGGACCAUUCUCUGGAUGAGCCAGAGCCUAAAACCUUCCCAAACUUCAUUGAAGAUGAACGGGACAGGGUGCAGAAAAAGACUUUCACCAAAUGGGUGAACAAACACCUGAUGAAGCACCAGAGAGCACAGGCACAGCGUAAUGUGACUGAUCUGUAUGAAGACCUGAGAGAUGGACAUAACUUGAUCUCUCUGCUGGAGGUGCUCUCAGGAGAGACACUGCCUCGAGAAAAAGGACGCAUGCGAUUCCAUAAACUUCAGAAUGUACAGAUAGCACUGGAUUUUCUCAAACACCGGCAGGUCAAGUUGGUGAACAUUAGGAAUGAUGACAUUGCAGAUGGAAACCCCAAGCUUACACUGGGGCUCAUAUGGACCAUCAUUCUUCACUUCCAGGUUUCCUCUUCUAUUUCAGACAUCCAUGUCAAUGGGCAGUCUGAUGAUAUGUCAGCUAAGGAAAAGCUGCUCCUUUGGUCACAGCGUAUGGUAGAUGGGUACCCAAAUCUGCGCUGUGACAACUUCACCACCAGCUGGCGGGAUGGCAAGCUCUUCAAUGCUGUUAUUCACAAACAUAAUCCCAGACUUAUCGACAUGGGAAAAGUGUACCGCCAGACCAACCUGGAGAACCUGGAGCAAGCCUUCACUGUGGCUGAGAAAGAUCUCGGUGUCACACGUCUACUUGACCCAGAGGAUGUUGACGUGCCUCACCCUGAUGAGAAGUCCAUCAUCACAUACGUGUCCUCGCUCUAUGAUGCCAUGCCUCGUUCACUCGAUGCUCAUGAUGGUGUCAGAAUAACUGAGCUAGAGCUGCGCUGGAAGGAGUACUAUGAAAUGAUCACCAUUCUACUUCAGUGGAUCAGACACCAUGUUGUGAUCUUCGAGGAUAGGAAGUUCCCCGCUAGCUACGAGGAAAUUGAGAUCCUGUGGCGUCAGAUUUUGAAGUUCAAAGAGUCUGAACUUCCAGCCAAAGAGUCAGAAAAGGAGCGUUCUAAACAAAUUUAUCAAUCCUUUGAGAGUGCCGUGCAGAGUGGUCAGAUCAAAGUGCCCCCUGGUUACCACCCUAUUGACGUCGAGAAGGAAUGGGGCAGACUUUAUGUGUCCAUCCUAGAAAGAGAGCGACUGCUUAGAACUGAGUUUGAGAGGUUAGAGCGUCUCCAGCGGAUCGUUGGUAAGGUGCAGAUGGAGUCUGGUGUGUGUGAGGAGCAGCUGAACCAGAUGGAGAAUCUUCUACAGUCUGAUAUCCGACUGUUAAAUGCAGGCAAACCAGCCCAGAAAGCACUUGAGGUUGACAGAGGCUUAGACAAGGCUGAAGGCUUGAUCCGUCUCCUCUUCAACGACGUCCAGUUUCUCAAAGAUGGGCGCCACCUACAGGCUGAACAGAUGUACCGCAGGGUUUACCAUCUUCAUGAGCGUCUGGUGAAUCUGCGCAGUGACUAUAAUUUGAGACUCAAGGCAGCCCCUAGUAUGCGCCCUCAGGCCCCGCUGGAUGAUGUGACUCUGCGCUAUGCCCAAGAUCUGCUGGCAUGGGUGGAAGAGAACCAACGCAGGAUUGAAACUGCAGAGUGGGGCUCGGACCUACCCACUGUGGAGUCCCAACUGGGUAGCCAUAGAGGCCUUCAUCAAACAGUGGAGGACUUUAAGGCCAAGAUAGAGCGUGCACGAACCGAUGAGAGUCAGCUGUCUCCUGCCAGCAAGAGUACAUAUAGAGAAUAUCUAGCCAAACUGGACCUUCAGUAUGCUAAGCUCUUGAACUCAUCUAAGUCUCGCCUGAGGCACCUUGAUCAGCUCCAUGCUUUCGUCAGUGCUGCCACUAAAGAGCUCAUGUGGCUCAACGAUAAGGAGGAGGAGGAGGUCAACUUUGACUGGAGUGACCGUAACACUAACAUGACAGCAAAGAAAGAGAACUACUCUGGACUAAUGCGGGAGCUGGAGCUUCGGGAGAAGAAGAUCAGUGACAUCCAAACCAGUGGAGAAAGACUCAUUAAGGACGGUCACCCAGGCAGGAAGACUGUUGAGGCUUUUACUGCAGCCCUGCAGACCCAGUGGAGUUGGAUUCUUCAGCUUUGCUGCUGUAUUGAGGCUCAUCUCAAAGAGAACACUGCAUACUAUCAGUUCUUUGCUGAUGUCAAAGAGGCAGACGAGAAGAUGAAGAAGAUGCAAGACACCAUGAAGAAGAAGUACACAUGUGAUCGCUCUACCACCUCCACCCGUCUGGAGGACUUGCUGCAGGACGCUCAGGAUGAGAAGGAGCAGCUGAACGAGUUUAAAACUCAAACGGCUAGCCUCAACAGGAGAGCUAAGAGCAUCAUCCAGCUUAAACCUCGCAAUCCCACCACCCCCAUCAAAGGCAAGCUGCCAAUCCAGGCAGUGUGUGACUUCAAACAGAUGGAGAUCACAAUGCACAAAGGAGAAGAGUGUGCACUUCUCAACAACUCACAGCCUUAUAAAUGGAAGGUCCUAAACCAGUCAGGCAAUGAGGCUACUGUACCUUCUGUGUGCUUUAUUGUACCACCAGUGAACAAAGAGGCUGUUGAGAGUGUGUCUAAUCUGGACACUGGUCUCCAGCAGACAACAAUUCUGUGGCAGAGACUGCAUGGUGAUAUGAAGAGCCUGCUGUCCUGGCAGUACCUGAUGAGGGACAUCCAGCUUAUUCGUUCAUGGAACAUCUCCAUACUGAAAACCAUGAAGGUGGAUGAAUAUAGGCAGAUUUUGAGGAAUCUAGAGCUUCACUACCAGGACUUCUUGCGAGACACUAAGAACUCUCAGCUCUUCAGCCCAGAUGAGCGCAUGCUGACUGAGCAAGACUACAAGAAGGCAACACAUCACUAUGAGGAACUUCUCCAAACGAUGGAGAAAGGUGAGCAGGAUGAGUCAGUGUGUAAGACCUACAUUACACAGGUCAGAGACUUACGUCUGAAAAUUGAGGACUGUGAGUCUCGCACAGUGGCCCGCAUUCGCCAGCCAGUGGAAAAAGAUCCACUGAAAGACUGCCUCCAAAAAGCCACAGACCAGAAAAAACUGCAUGUGGAGCUGGAUGGCAUUAAGCAGAACCUGGAUAAGGUGGCUCAGAAAGCAGAAGAGGUACUCGCCUCUCCUGAGCAGACCAGCACUCCAGUCCUCCGCUCUGAGCUAGACAUCACACUGCAGAAGAUGGACCAUACCCAUUGCUUGUCUUCAGUCUACCUCGAGAAGCUAAAGACAAUCGAACUGGUGAUUCGCAAUACACAAGGAGCUGAGAGCAUUCUCAAAAAGUACGAAGAUGAACUCCGCAAGGUUUACACCGUCCCAACAGAUACCACAGAAGUGGAGACCUACCGUACUGAGCUCAAGAAAAUGCGCAGUGAGGCAGAGGGCAAACAGCCUAUCUUUGAUGCUCUUGAGGGAGAGCUGUCUAAGGCCACUGCCGUGAGUGAGCGCAUGGCCCAGGUGCACAGGGAGAGGGAUGUCGAGCUUGAUCACUACAAGCAGCAACUGUCCAACCUACAGGAGCGCUGGCAUGCCAUUUUUACCCAGGUUGACCUCCGACAGCGCGAGCUGGAGCAACUGGGGAGGCAGCUGGGAUAUUACCGUGAAAGCUAUGACUGGCUUAUUCGCUGGAUCACAGAUGCAAGACAAAGACAGGAGAAAAUCCAGGCUACACCCAUUGGUAACAGCAAGACCCUGAAAGAACAACUGGUUCAAGAAAAGAAACUUUUGGAGGAGAUUGAGAAAAACAAAGAGAAAUGUGACGAAUGCCAUAAAUAUGCUAAGGCAUAUAUUGACACUAUUAAGGACUAUGAACUUCAGCUGGUUGCUUACAAAGCACAGGUAGAACCCCUGACUUCACCAUUAAAGAAGACCAAGAUGGAGUCUGCCUCUGAUACCAUCAUUCAGGAGUAUGUAACUCUGAGGACUCGCUAUAGUGAGUUGCUGACCUUGACCAGCCAGUACAUCAAGUUCAUCACAGACACACAGAGCCGCCUAGAGGACGAGGAGAAAGCUGCUGAGAAACUUAAAGAGGAGGACAGGAAAAAAAUGGCUGAUAUGCAAGCUGAGUUAGAGAAACAGAAGCAGCUAGCUGAAGCACAUAAACAAGCUGUUGCCAAAUCAGAGAAAGAGGCACAGGAGCUCAAAGUCAUGAUGGAAGAAGAAGUUAGAAAGAGAGAGGUUGUUUCUGUGGAUGCUGAGAGCCAAAAGCAAAAUAUUCAGCAAGAGUUGCAUGAGCUCAAAAUAAUGUCAGAACAGCAGAUCAAAUUAAAAAGUCAGCUGGUGGAAGAUGCUCAUCAGAGUCGAUCCAAAAUAGAGGAGGAGAUACGUAUCAUCAGACUUCAACUUGAAAUGACAUUAAAGCAGAAAUCCACUGCAGAGGCAGAAUUGCAAAAGCUAAAGGACAAUGCAGCAGAGGCAGAACGACUCCGUAAAGCAGCUCAGGAGGAGGCUGAGAAACUCCGCAAACAGGUCACUGAAGAAACUCAGAAAAAACGUGAGGCAGAGGAGAAGCUAAAGCUUAAGGCCGAUGCCGAAAUCGAGGCUUCUAAGCAGAAGCAAAAAGCCUUAAAGGACCUUGAACAGCUCAGGUUGCAUGCAGAAGAGGUGGAGAGAUGCAGGAAACAGGCUGAGGUGGAAAAAGAACGACAGAUCGUGCUUGCUCACGAAGCAGCACAGAAAAGUUCAGCUGCUGAACAAGAGCGCAAGCGCAUGUCAUAUGUUGAAAAGACAUCAAAACUUGAAGAAUCACUUAAAGAAAAGCAUGGAACUGUCAUUCAGCUGCAAGAGGAAGCUGAACGCCUCAAAAAGCAAUCUGAGGAUGCAGAUAACGCAAGAGUGGAAUCUGAAAAAGAGCUAGAAAAAUGGAGGCAAAAAGCCAAUGAGGCCCUUCGCCUAAGGCUCCAGGCUGAAGAAGAAGCCCACAAGAAAUCUCUUGCCCAGGAAGAAGCAGAGAAGCAGAAAGAAGAGGCUGAGCGUGAAGCAAAGAAGCGGGCCAAAGCUGAGGAGUCUGCCCUGAAGCAGAAAGAAAUGGCAGAACAAGAACUGGAGAGACAGAGGAAACUGGCUGAAGGUACAGCUCAGCAGAAGCUCUCUGCUGAACAGGAGCUCAUCCGUUUAAAGUCUGACUUUGAGCAUGCAGAGCAGCAGAGAUCCCUGCUUGAGGAUGAGCUUUACCGCUUAAAGAAUGAGGUAAAUGCUGCUGUGCAACAGCGGAAACAGCUUGAGGAUGAACUGGCCAAGGUAAGAAGUGAAAUGGACAUACUUCUACAGCUUAAAGCCAGAGCUGAGAAAGAAAGUAUGUCUAACAUUGCAGAGCGAAAAGAGCUUCUUGAAGCUGAAGCUGCUAAAAUGAGGGAACUUGCAGAAGAAGCAGCUAAACUUCGUGCGAUCGCCGAAGAGGCUAAAAGGCAGAGACAGGUAGCCGAGGAGGAAGCUGCCAGACAAAGAGCAGAAGCUGAAAGAAUACUGAAAGAAAAACUUGCAGCUAUCAAUGAGGCUACCUGCCUAAAAACAGAAGCAGAGAUCGCACUCAAAGAGAAAGAGGCAGAAAAUGAGCGUCUGCGAAGAAAAGCUGAAGAUGAGGCAUACCAAAGGAAAGCUCUUGAAGAUCAAGCAAGCCAGCACAAGCAAGACAUUGCGGAGAAACUACAACAUCUCAAGAAAUCUUCUGAUAUGGAAUUAGAGAGACAGAAAGGAAUUGUAGAUGAAACCAUCAAACAGAAACGAGUUGUUGAAGAGGAGAUCCGUAUCUUAAAACUUAAUUUUGAGAAGGCAUCAUCGGGUAAGCUUGAUUUGGAACUUGAAUUAAACAAACUAAAGAAUAUUGCAGACGAAACCCAACAGAGUAAGUUGCGGGCCGAAGAUGAAGCCGAAAAACUUCGAAAGCUUGCCUUGGAGGAAGAGAACAGAAGAAGGGAAGCUGAAGAAAAAGUUAAAAAGAUUGCUGCUGCAGAGGCAGAGGCAGCUCGACAGCGGCAGGCUGCCCAAGAAGAGUUGGAGCGUCUCAAAAAGAAGGUAGAAGAGGCCAAAAAGCAGAGGGAAGAAGCCGAUAAAGAAGCUGAGAAACAGAUUGUUGCAGCAAAUGCAGCGGUGCAGAGGUGUAAUGUUGCUGAACAGCAAGCCCAGAGUGUCCUUUUGCAGCAAAAGGAAGACAACCUUGUACAAGUGAAACUAAAGGAAGAGUAUGAGAAAGCUAAAAAGCUUGCUGAAGAAGCAAAUAGGGCCAAAGAAAGGGCAGAAAAAGAGGCAGCGCUCCUUCACCAAAAAGCAGAAGAGGCAGAGCUUCAGAGGCAAGCUGCUGAAGCUGAAGCUGCCAGCCGAACCGAAGCACAGAAGGAUGCUGAGAGAAUGAGAAAAGAGGCUGAGUUAGAAGCAGCCAAGCAUGCUCAGGCAGAAGCUGCUGCACUGAAACAGAAACAACAAGCUGAUGCAGAAAUGGCGAAGCAGAAAUUGCUGGCGGAGCAAACCCUUAAGCAGAAGUCUCAGGUUGAGCAAGAGCUUAUUAAGGUGAAACUGCAGUUGGAUGAAACUGACAAACAGAAAUCCCUCCUCGAUGAGGAGCUUCAUCGCCUUAAGGAUGAGGUCAGCGAUGCUGUUAAACAAAAGGCCCAAGUAGAGGACGAGCUAUUCAAGGUUAAAAUUCAAAUGGAGGAGCUUGUUAAGCUCAAGCUCAGAAUAGAAGCAGAGAAUCAACGUCUAAUCAGAAAGGACAAAGAUAACACACAACAGUUUCUGGCUGAGGAGGCUGAAAACAUGAAAAAGUUGGCCGAAGAAGCUGCCAGACUUAGUGUAGAGGCGCAGGAGGCUGCACGCUUGAGACAAAUUGCAGAGUCUGACCUUGAUCAGCAAAGGGCACUUGCUGAAAAAAUGCUUAAAGAAAAGAUGCAAGCUAUUCAGGAAGCAUCCAAGCUGCGAGCUGAAGCUGAAAUGCUACAGAGACAAAAAGACUUGGCACAAGAGCAGGCUCAGAAGCUGCUUGAAGACAAACAGCUGAUGCAGCAGAGACUUGAAGAAGAGACCAAAAAAUUGGAAAUACAGCACUUAUCCAGUAUCAAAGAAACUGAUGAGCUACGCACAUCAAUUGCUAAACUUGAAAGAGAAAAGGAUAAAUUGAAAAAAGAUGCUGAAGAAUUGCAGAAAAAGUCUAAAGAGAUGGCAAAUGCUCAGCAGGAACAAAUUAAACAGGAGAAAACAAUCCUUCAGGAGACAUUCAUCUUCGAAAAGGAGCAGUUGCUGAAAAAAGAAAAACUAAUUGAAGAUGAGAAAAAGAAACUAGUGAGCCAGUUUGAAGAAGAACUGAAAAAAUCCAGAGCUCUAAAAGAUGAACAAGAGCGGCAACAAAAACAAAUGGAAGACGAGAAGAAAAAACUUCAGGCUACCAUGGAUGCUGCUCUUAAGAAACAAAAGGAAGCUGAAGAAGAAAUGGUCAAUAAGCAAAAACAGAUGCAAGAGUUUGAGAAGAAAAAGCUUGAGCAUGAAAAACAGCUUGCUGAAGAAAACAAGAAAUUACGUGAAAGACUUUUGCAGCUUGAAAUCAUUCAGCAGCAAAGCGUGAUUGUGGAGAACCAGUCUAGAGACCUUAAUGGACAGAGUGUUGAAAUUGACAGUACAAAUGGAGACUCUGCUUUAUGUUUUGAUGGCAUUCGUGAGAAGGUUCCAGCAAGCCGCCUGCUAGAAAUAGGCCUUAUAAGCAAAAAGGAUUAUGAUAAUUUAACCAAAGGCAAGAUCACUGUGAAUGAGCUUAGCCAGACCGAAAAACUUAAAACUAUACUUAAAGGCAGUAACUGUAUUGGGGGCUUGAUUGUUCAUCCAAACCAUAAAAUGCCCAUUUAUGAAGCCAUCAAAGAGAAGAAAAUUUCUCCUGGAACUGGUAUAGUCCUGUUAGAGGCACAGGCAGCCUCUGGAUACAUUAUUGAUCCUAUUAAUAACAAGAAGUUAUCUGUCAAUGAGGCGGUGAAGGAAGGUCUAAUAGGCCCUGAACUUCAUAACAAAAUGCUAUCUGCUGAGAAGGCUGUGACUGGUUACAAGGAUCCCUAUACAGAGGCAAAGAUUUCACUCUUUGAAGCCAUGAAGAAAGGUCUUAUUUUGGAAGAACAUGCCAUCAGACUGCUUGAGGCUCAAAUUGCAACAGGAGGAAUCAUUGACCCAGUCAACAGCCAUCGUGUACCCAUUGAAACAGCCUAUAAACAAGGUCAAUUUAAUGCAGAAAUGAACAAAAUUCUCCAGGACCCCUCUGAUGACACGAAAGGAUUCUUUGAUCCAAACACCCAAGAAAAUCUCACAUACUUGCAGUUGAUGAAGCGAUGUGUCACAGAUCCUGAAACAGGAUUACUUCUCCUACCGAUUUCAGAAACGGCUGCCCUUAAUGCUAAAGCAUUCACGGAUGAGGAAACUAAGGAUAUUUUCAAUAAGACAAAUGUGUCUGUGCCAUUUGGAAGAUUCAGAGGAAAGACUGUUACAAUUUGGGAGAUAAUAAGCUCCGAAUAUUUUACAGAAGACCAGAGAAAAGAUUUAAUUCGCCAGUACAAAACAGGCAAAAUUACAGUAGAAAAGAUCAUCAAAAUUAUAAUCACUGUUGCUGAAGAAAAAGAGAAAGCAAACGAGCUUGCAUUUGAUGGCCUUAGAGCAUCUGUUCCUGCUACAGAGCUACUAGAAUCAAAAGUUAUUGACAAAGAUCUUUAUAACAAGUUACACAAAGGAAAUAAGACUGUCAAAGAGGUAUCUGAGAUGGAGUCAGUACACAAAGCUCUGAAGGGUUGCAACUGCAUUGCAGGAGUAGUCAUCGACACAACUAAAGAGACCAUGUCAUUCUACCAGGCUUUGAAAAAAGAUGUGAUGAGGCCAGGCCCUGCUCUUGCUCUCUUGGAAGCUCAAGCUGCAUCUGGAUAUAUUGUAGACCCUGUGAACAAGCAGAUCCUUACAGUAGAUGAAGCUGUAAAAGCAGGUGUUGUUGGCCCUGAGCUACAUGAAAAACUGCUGUCUGCAGAAAGAGCUGUCACUGGCUACCGGGAUCCUUACACUGGAAAAACUGUAUCUCUCUUUGAGGCAAUGAAAAAAGAACUGAUUAACAAAGACCAGGGAAUCAGAUUUCUUGACGCACAACUGGCAACAGGAGGCAUCAUAGACCCAGUUAAAAGCUACCACAUUCCACAAGAAAUUGCCUACAAACGGGGUUACUUUGAUAAUGAAACGUAUAAGGUCUUGACUAACCCAACAGAAGACAUCAAGGGUUUCUAUGAUCCAAACACACAAGAGAAUGUGUCCUAUCAGCAGCUUCAGAAAAGAUGCAUUACUGACAAAAAGACUGGGCUUCAGCUUCUGCCUUUGUCUGAGCAAGCGAUCAAUGCCAAAGAGGAAGAGAAAUACACUGAAGCACAGUCCAAAGAAGCACUGACACAGGCAUCAGUAGAGAUUCAGAGUGGACCAUUUAAAGGCAGAAAAGUUACCAUCUGGGAGAUAAUCAAUUCUGAAUAUCUUACUGAGGAACAACGACUUGAUUUAAUCAGGCAGUACAGAUCUGGAAAAAUUCAAAUUGAAAAGAUAAUAAAGAUUGUAGUUACAAUUGUGGAAGAGAGAGAGGCCAAGAACCAAGAUCAGUCCGGUUUCAAAGGUCUCAGGGCUCCUGUCCCAGCAAAAUCCCUUUUGGAAUCCAAAAUUAUUGAUAAAUCUACCUAUGACUUGCUUCAACAAGGUAAGAAGACUCCAGAUGAAGUCAGCAAAAACAACAAUGUUAGUAAGUACUUACAAGGCUCUGAUACCAUUGCUGGCAUAUACCUUGAACCUACAAAAGAAAAGCUUGGCAUUUAUCAAGCAAUGAAAAAGAAACUUUUGAGACAGAACACAGGAACUGCUCUACUUGAAGCCCAAGCUGCUACAGGUUUUAUUGUGGAUCCUGUAAAGAAUCAAUUUCUCACAGUUCAUGAUGCUGUUAAAGCAGGUCUUGUGGGACCUGAACUUCAUGAAAAACUUCUCACUGCUGAAAAAGCUGUUACUGGCUACAAAGACCCAUUCACAGGCAAAACUAUCUCCUUGUUUCAAGCCAUGCAAAAAGAGCUCAUACCCAAAGACCAUGCCAUGCCUCUAUUAGAGGCACAGAUUUCCACAGGAGGAAUUAUUGAUCCAGUUAACAGUCAUCGGAUUCCCAUUGAUGUGGCAUGCCAGCGGGGUUAUUUCAGCAAGGAAAUGGCCAGCAUUAUAGCUGAACCCUCAGACAUAAACAAGACUUUCUCUGACCCUGAGACUGAUGAGAAUGUGACAUAUAAACAGUUAAAAGACAAGUGUAUGAAAGAUCCUGAGACGGGCUUAAACCUCUUACGACUAUCCAAACCACAGGCACCAACAGUGGUCGAAAAGACUUACCUUUAUACUGAACAACAAACCCAGAGCGAUCUAGCUACUACUCAGUUGGACCUACCAAUUGAAGGUCUUGCUCAAGGUUCAAUGUCCCUCUGGGAUGUUAUGAACUCAAAUCUGCUACCUGAAGAAGAAAGGACAAAACUCCUGGACGAAUAUCGUUCUGGCAAAAUAACUAAAGAGCGAAUGAUUAUUAUUAUCAUUGAGAUAAUGGAGCAGAGAGAAAUCAUCAGAGGGGAGAACAUCAAGUCAUGUAAUACGGGCAGACGCCGUGUCACAAUCGAAGAACUCUACAGUGCCCGUAUAAUUGACAUAGAAACAUUCAACCUACUAAAGCAAGAGAAGAAGACCAUUCGUGAGAUCAUGGAGUUAGAGAGUGUUAAACAGUACUUGUUUGGUACUGGCAGCAUUGCUGGUGUGGCCCCUGAUUCCAAAUCUAAAAUCAGUAUUUAUCAGGCAAUGAAGAGAGGGCUUAUGAAUCCAGAAGAUGCAGUUGUCUUCUUGGAAGCCCAGGCAGCCACUGGGUUUAUCAUUGAUCCUGUGAAGAAUGAGAUGCUUACAGUUGAUGAAGCAGUGCGCAAAGGUGUCGUAGGGCCAGAAAUUCACGACAAACUUUUGUCAGCAGAAAGAGCAGUGACUGGGUAUAAGGAUCCAUACAGUGGCAAAAUUAUUUCUCUUUUCCAGGCAAUGAAAAAGGGCCUUGUGCAAGAUGACUAUGCUUUAAGGCUACUUGAGGCUCAGACAGCAACUGGUGGUAUUAUAGAUCCAGAAUUCAACUUCCAUCUGCCAGCAGAUGUUGCCACACAACGUGGCUAUAUCAACAAAGAAACAUAUGAGAAACUCACUGAUGAAGUUAAAGGAUAUGUUGAUCCUGUUAAUGAAGAAAAACUCUCAUAUGCACAACUGCUCAAGAGAUGCAGGCUUGAUAAAGAUGGACAGUAUUUGCUGCCUUUAGCAGAAAAAAGACCAAUGUUCAAGGGUCUCAGAAAAGAAAUCACAAUUGAAGAAUUGAUACGCUCACAGAUUAUUGAUGCAGAAACUGUCUCUGCACUUAAUGAUGGUUUGUUAACAGUUGAAGAGGUGAGCAGUAGGCUUAAGAAAUACCUUGAGGGCACAAGCUGUAUUGCUGGAGUGUUUGUGGAAGCAACUAAAGACCGUCUUUCUAUAUACCAAGCCAUGAAGAAAAAUAUGAUCAGGCCUGGGACUGCCUUUGAAUUGCUGGAAGCCCAAGCAGCUACGGGAUACAUCAUUGACCCAAUUAAGAGUCUUAAGUUAACAGUUGGUGAAGCUGUGAAGAUGGGGAUAGUGGGUCCAGAAUUUAAAGACAAGCUCAUGUCUGCUGAACGGGCUGUAACUGGAUACAGAGAUCCUUAUACAGGUAAAACCAUCUCACUAUUCCAGGCUAUGAAAAAAGGUUUGAUUCUCAAAGACCACGGAAUUCGUCUUCUUGAAGCUCAGAUUGCUACUGGAGGUAUCAUUGACCCAGAAGAGAGCCACCGCUUGCCUGUGGAAGUGGCUUACAACCGUGGAUUCUUUGAUGAAGAGAUGAAUGAGAUCCUCUCUGAUCCAUCUGAUGACACCAAGGGCUUUUUUGACCCAAACACUGAGGAGAAUCUAACCUAUCUGCAGCUAAUGGAGAGAUGCAUUAUAGACCCAGAGACUGAUCACUUGCUAUUACUCUUAAAGGAGAAGAAACGAGAAAGAACAACAUCCUCCAAAUCAUCUGUUCGCAAACGCAGAGUUGUUAUUGUUGAUCCUGAGUCAGGCAAAGAAAUGUCUGUGUAUGAGGCCUAUCGCAAAGGCCUCAUUGAUCACCAAACAUAUCUUGAACUUGCAGAGCAGGAAUGUGAAUGGGAAGAAAUCACAAUGACAUCAUCUGAUGGUGAAGAGAAGUCCAUAAUCAUUGACAGAAGGUCAGGUCGCCAGUAUGACAUUGCUGAUGCUCUGGCAAGAGGUCUUAUUGAUCAGUCUGCUCUUGACCAGUAUCGCUCUGGCAACCUUGCCAUUACAGAAUUUGCUGACUUGUUGUCUGGAAACAUGAGUGGCUUUCGCUCACGGUCAUCAUCCAUUGGAUCCUCUUCCUCCUAUCCAAUGAGUCCAAUACCAUCUAUUAAAACACCCACAACUCUGUGGAAUGAUCCAACUGAGGAAACUGGACCUGUGGCUGGCAUUCUUGAUACAGACACUUUAGAGAAGAUUUCAAUCACUGAAGCCAUGCACAGAAACAUAGUGGACAGCAUCACUGGCCAAAGACUGCUGGAGGCACAAGCUUGCACUGGUGGCAUAAUAGACCCAUCAACUGGGCAAAAGUACUCUGUUGUUGAUGCAACUAAUAAGGGGCUUCUAGAUAAGAUAAUGGUUGACAGAAUUAACCUAGCACAGAAAGCCUUCAAUGGAUUUGAGGAUCCUAGAACCAAAGUGAAAAUGUCUGCUGCACAAGCCCUUAAGAAAGGCUGGCUGUAUUAUGAGGCUGGUCAGCGUUUUCUGGAGGUGCAGUAUCUUACUGGUGGGCUUAUUGAACCAGAGGCUGAAGGAAGAGUAUCUCUGGAAGAAUCAAUCAGGAAAAGCAUUAUAGAUGCUCGCACAGCCCAGAAGCUAAGGGAUGUGAGUGCUUAUUCCAAAUACCUUACAUGUCCCAAAACUAAACUGAAGAUCUCCUACAAGGAUGCAAUGGACAGAAGCAUGGUUGAGGAAGGAACUGGGCUAAGAUUGCUAGAAGCCUGUUCACAGUCUAGUAAAGGGCUUUACAGUCCAUUUAAUAUAAGUGGCGCCGGGUCUGCUACUGGCUCAAGAUCUGGAUCCAGGACAGGAUCUAGAUCAGGUUCAAGAAGAGGUAGCAUUGAUGCCACUGGAUCCGCCUUCAGCUUGAACUUCUCCUCAUCUUCCUAUACAUCCAGCAGUUAUUCUCGCAGAUUCUAAUACUGCCCCUGUUACAGUAUGCAUUUAGCCCAAACUCUCACAGCACUGUCAGUGAUACAAUCUUGUAGCUUCAAAAAGGCUAGAUUUUAAAUCAAUUCCCCCACUACACACUACAUCUGCGGAAAACAAAGAUUUAUUUAUUAAUUUUAAUUUGCACGAUUUUGUUAUAGAAAAGUGCAUUCCAGAAACUACUGUUAUGUUCUUAUUGGAAGCUGGUGACAGUGUCCCAUUAUAUGUAGUUUGGGUGCUUAAAUACUAUGCAUUGUAUAGCCAACCAUGACAUUUAUUCAUCCUUACAGUUUUCUUCUAACUUCAGAUCAUUUUUAUAUACAAGUAAUGUUGAAAAUUUUGCUCAUUACUCAAAUACCACUGCUGAAUUUAUAGGACGUUAUUAUAGUUAAAUACAUCAACUAUCUAGUUAUUUUUUACAGAGAGUAUUUUUUAUUAACUACUACUUUUUGCUUGCAUUCGUACUUUAAUUUAAGAUGUCUUUAUAUUUUACUUAGAUUUGCUUUCAAGUUAACAAACCAGGAAAUAUGCCAAAAUGGACAAGAACAUUAUAUUAACAAGAUUUAAAGUAUACACGUGUUUUUUAUGCAUGUAUAUGGCUGGUUAACAGAACAUGCCAUCAUGGAAGUAGUGUUGAGCAAAAAUGAUUGCAGAAUGUAUAGAGAGAAAUAUCACAUGACAUUUUGAUGUUAACACUGGACGAGGAAAGCAUACUUAAUGUAACAUCAAGUAUGCAACAACCCAAGCAUCUCACAACCCAGACUUAUUCCCCAAUAUGGAAGUAUACACCUUAUUUAUUAUCAUCAAAUGUCCUUUAUAAUACAAUAAAUAAGAGCACCAAUAUCCCCUGUCACCAUGAAACAACUACACAGUUCACAGUCAUUUCAUUCAAGCAUUCCUGGUGUAUUGUGCCAAGAAGAAUUAAGAUGUCCGACCCUACCUCUACUCAUAGCAUCUGGACAAACCUGAAUGCGAUGCUGAGCAUUUAAUACUUUGUUUAUCUAUAACCAAAGCUGUAGUAAUGGAAGAGAGUGUUAGUGUGAUCUUGAGCAGUAAAAUCGAUGCUUGCCCACAGCCCUCAGCUCCAAAGAUCCAGAUCUGCAGUGAGCCUUUCAUUCCUUUCUUCUGUUGCUACUACAGUAUCAUAUGCUCAGAGAAGGUAGAGGCUAGGGUUACUCCGAAGUUUUCCUUCAAUGUCAUACCAGCAAUUGACUGUCAUCGAAUGAACAUUUGGUGCCAUUACUAUCUACAGUGUUCACAAACAAACUUAAUUUUGGCAAAACUACUCCUUGUGCUCCUACAUUAUUUAAAGAGUACCGAGAAACUUUUUCACAGUAAUGCUCCUAUAUUUCUUCUAAUCCGUCAUUUCACAGUUCUAUUAGGCAGUGUAAAGCAUUCAAUAUGCAUUCCACUUGUCGAGUGUGUGCUACUGUAUUUUGAAGUUUUGAGUUCAGCUAUUCAAAUUAGUGUAUUAGGAUAUACUAUUGGAAUACUUUUUUGUUGCUCCAUUUUUAGCAUAGAUAUUGUUUUUUUUCCCCUCAACCAGUGUUUCUUCUAAUCCACUGUUUAUUUUCUUGAAAUGAUUUGUUUAUAUCUUCAUAUUUGGUUUCUUUUUUCUUCAUUUUGAUAUCAUGUUCUGUAAUAUAUUUGCUUUGCAUGGUUUACUAACUUAAUAUGACAUGAAGAGCAGACAUAUAUGAAUUCCAUAAUUGUCAUUGUAAGGUUAGAACCUUAUUAUUGCAAAUGUAUGAAAUCCAAACUGAUCUGUGCAUGAGGUAUAUAAUGCUGGGAGGAAAUGACAUUGCUUUUUAGAAUAACCUCAUAUUCUAAUGUAAAUAAAAGAAUUAUAGAAAUACUA